ACGCUGCCAGUCUUUGUUUUCCUGGGUGUUCCCUAGUGAGCUCACUUCCCCUUAGGCACUUCACCAUAGGCACUUUAAUUCCGCUAGUCUGGUUGUGUCUUCACAGUAAUUGCACUCCAAUUAGAAUCGCACAGGUGUUGACAAUACUCUGUCAUUAGUUUCCCUAUAUAGAGCUGUCUUUCUCUGUUGUCAUCAUGGAGUCCUUACCCUUUGUGUCUCAUGCUCUCGUUCCCCGAGACUUCCUCUACCUUCUUGUUCUUCUGAGUUCCCCGUUUCAUCCGGUUCCCUCUUUUGGUUUUUGUUUGUCUCUCAUGACUGUUUAUUUUGUAUUUACCCUUCCGUUUAAAUAAAUCCCUUACCUGCACUUGGAUCCACCCUCUCUUUGUGUUUCAUCUAAACCCUACCGUGACAGAAGGACUCCAUCGUCAAGGAUCCAGCGGUAUGUCUGCUGCCAUGUACUCAUCAGUCAGCAAGCGUAAUGGUUUUGAGGGCUCUCGCCUGGUGGUGUUCCGGGGGACCAGGGGAGGUCGCUCCGGAGCAAGCGGUCGAGAGGAGGUCCGGCAGCGAUCGCCACCGUGGCCUCCCAUCGACCCGAGAUUCGGAUGGGGGCGGCCAUUUCCCCAAGAUGUCCCGAGAGGAGAGGGGAAAUGCAGAUCGGCUGAGCCAGCGCCGUGGUACCAGAUGGCCGCCAGUCCUGUACAGCGGCACCAAAUGGCCGCCAGCUCAGCGCCACAGCACAAGAUGGCCGCCAGCUCAGUCCCACAGCACAAGAUUGCUGCCAACUCAGCCCCACAGCACAAGAUGGCCGCCAGCCUAGCGCCACAGCCUAAGAUGGCCGCCAGCCUAGCGCCACAGCCCAAGGUGGCUGCCAGCCUAGCGCCACAGCCCAAGAUGGCCGCCAGCCUAGCGCCACAGCCCAAGAUGGCCGCCAGCCUAGCGCCACAGCCCAGGAUGGCCGCCAGCCUAGCGCCACAGCCCAAGAUGGCCGCCAGCCUAGCGCCACAGCCCAGGAUGGCUGCCAGCCCAGCACCACAGCACAAGAUGGCCGACUCAACGCCACCGACUCUCCAUCGUAGAGGGCGGAGGAGGAGACAGGCAGCUACUGUUCCUCAGGACCCGGAGAACGUUCCCGAGCGGGCCGCUGCCAUCCAUGAGGCCAUUCCCGAUGUGGUGCCCGCUGCUGUUUCGGAGGCGGUGGUUGAGGCUGUUCCCGAUGCGGUGCCCGCUGCGGUUCUGGAGGCCGAGGCGGUGCCCGCUGCUGUUCCGGAGGCCGAGGCGGUGGCCGAUGCCGUUCCCGAUGCGGUUCCCGUUGCUGUUCCGGAGGCCGGGGCGGUGGCCGAGGUCGUUCCCGAUGCGGUGCCCGCUGCUGCUCCGGAGGCCGAGGCUGUUCCCGAGGCGGUGCCCGAUGCAGUUCCCGAGGCGGUGCCCGAUGCAGUUCCCGAGGCGGUGCCCGAUGCAGUUCCCGAGGCGGUGCCCGAUGCAGUUCCCGAGGCGGUGCCCGAUGCAGUUCCCGAGGCGGUGCCCGAGGCGGUUCCCGAGGCGGUGCCCGAUGCGGUUCCCGAGGCGGUGCCCGAUGCGGUUCCCGAGGCGGUGCCCGAGGCUGUUCCCGAGGCGGUGCCCGAGGCUGUUCCCGAGGCGGUGCCCGAUACAGUUCCCGAGGCGGUGACCACAAGGCCGUGGUGGUCUUCUGCUCCGCCCUGGGGGACUCUGGCGGUGACCACGAGGACGUGGUGGUCGUCCGCUCCACCCUGGGGGACUCGGGCGGUGACCACGAGGACGUGGUGGUCGUCCGCUCCGCCCUGGGGGACUCUGGCGGUGACCACGAGGACGUGGUGGUCGUCCGCUCCGCUCUGGGGGACCCUGGCGGUGACCAUGAGGACGUGGUGGUCUUCUGCUCCGCCCUGGUGGACUCCGGCCUCGACCACAAGGACGUGGUGGUCUUCCGCUCCGCCCUGGAGGGCUUUGACUUUGACCACAAGGCCGUGGUGGUCUUCCGCUCCGCCCUGGAGGGCUCUGGCCUUGACCACACGGCUGUGGUGGUCAUCUGCUCCGUCCUGGUGGACGCCUCAACAUGUCCUUCAUGGACUUAUGUUUUGUGUUUUUUGAGUUCUGUUUCUGUCUGUUCCUUUUAGUUUAGUCUGGCCCUCCUUCCCUCCCCCUGAGCCUCCACCUGUCCGCCUCCCUCCUGGACUCCUUGUUUUGUGUUGCACCUUUCCAUUUCUCCUGGUUGCUCCUGUCCCUGUUUUCUGUCCCUCCGUCCCUCCCCCUGGUCCGCCGCCGUUCCACCUCCCUCCUGCCUCUUUUUCUGUUGGGGUUUUCCUGGGUUUAGGUGGAGCAUCUGGUAGCUGCUCCGUAGGGGAGGGGGUAAUGUCACGCUGCCAGUCUUUGUUUUCCUGGGUGUUCCCUAGUGAGCUCACUUCCCCUUAGGCACUUCACCAUAGGCACUUUAAUUCCGCUAGUCUGGUUGUGUCUUCACAGUAAUUGCACUCCAAUUAGAAUCGCACAGGUGUUGACAAUACUCUGUCAUUAGUUUCCCUAUAUAGAGCUGUCUUUCUCUGUUGUCAUCAUGGAGUCCUUACCCUUUGUGUCUCAUGCUCUCGUUCCCCGAGACUUCCUCUACCUUCUUGUUCUUCUGAGUUCCCCGUUUCAUCCGGUUCCCUCUUUUGGUUUUUGUUUGUCUCUCAUGACUGUUUAUUUUGUAUUUACCCUUCCGUUUAAAUAAAUCCCUUACCUGCACUUGGA
This is a messenger RNA of Carassius gibelio (silver crucian carp), 2742 nucleotides long. RefSeq names its product foot protein 1 variant 1-like. The record is from RefSeq and is a predicted model, not a curated record. The transcript has 2 exons. The coding region runs from base 442 to 2106 and encodes 554 amino acids. Lineage: Eukaryota; Metazoa; Chordata; Actinopteri; Cypriniformes; Cyprinidae.